AGCGCCUCGCCGGCCGGAACGCUCAAGCCCGGGCAGAGAAGCCCGCAGCUUAGGCGCGGAGGCCGUUCCGCGAAAAAGCGCUGGGCCCGUUGCGAUGGUGGUGCAGAGGAUCUGGAACUUCGCCAAGCGCCACAGGAAGAAGCUCCUGGCGGGCAUUGUCGGUGUCAGUGGCGCUGGCCUCUACUACUUCCUGAGAGUUCGCCUGCCGAAGCUUCAGCAAGACAUGCUGGAGAACCUGCUCAAGGAGCUCUCAGAAGGCGCCACCGCCUCCUCUGGUCAGGAUGAGCAGCAGCAGCGCAGGGUACGCUUCCAAAAGCACCAGGUGGUAUCGGACAGCUACGCGCGCCGCGGCCUGCCGGCCUUCCUCGCAAGACACGGCAGUUGCUUCAACACGCAGGCGUGCCACGCCAAGGUGAAGGAGGCCAAGGACAAGGACACCAAGCUCCAAGCCUUCAAGGAGCUCCAGGCGGAGUGCCUGGCUCUGGUGGCCUCCAGCGCCUACGCCCUCCAGGUGAUCUUGCUGCUCCACAGGGUUCAGUUCAACAUCGCUGGCCGGGAGGUGGCGGUGCGGCAUCAUGACGAGAUGAUGGAUGCCAACGAGGAGGGCUCUGCAGUGAUGCAGCUGAUCGACUCCACAGAGUUCUUCCUGGAGCAAGGCCCCGCGCUGGUUUCCGCGGCGGCGCGGAGAGCGGUGAAGGAGGCAUUGGCCACAGCCAACCUUCUGCCGGACACAGCAGUGACGGCAGCGACGCUGUCCGCAUUUUUCAAAGAGGUCUUCGAAAAAAUGGAGCCGGAGCUUUGGGCAGACAGCAAGGGUUCUUCGUUGCUUCCGCCAGACAAUGCACGCCUAGAGAAGGUGAAGCCCUUCUUGGAUGAGGCCCGAGACUACCUCGAGAGCCCGCAGCUGCUGCAGGUGGUGAGGGCAGUGACCGCCGCGGCGGCGGAGCGGUUGCCAGAGGAGCUCGCGGCCACCAGGGGGCAGGCUGCCGGCCUGAAGGCCGGCUCCGUGAAGCUGGCGCUGCUCUUCGGCGGCUGCAUGGCCCUGGGCCGGGAGCUGCUGGAGGUCGAGCCGGAGGCCUCAGAGAAUGCCGAGGCAGCCAUGCGAGCCUUCGCGGACAAGACGGUGGUGGACCAAUUUUGCGAAGCCAUCUACUUUCAGGAGCCCCAGAAGUGAGCGAUCUGACUCGGUUGAGUUCGGAACAGUGUCUGGUUA
This is a messenger RNA of Effrenium voratum, 1213 nucleotides long. The record is from the annotation of a GenBank genome assembly. Lineage: Eukaryota; Dinophyceae; Suessiales; Symbiodiniaceae.